Rodentolepis nana is the source of this 1401-nucleotide messenger RNA. Lineage: Eukaryota; Metazoa; Platyhelminthes; Cestoda; Cyclophyllidea; Hymenolepididae. The record is from the annotation of a GenBank genome assembly.
AUGAAGUUGGACUCUGAGAAGAUACUUGAUGCUAUCGAAAUGAAGAAAGCUAAACUGGAUUUGAUUAAAAGGGACAUUGAAAAAUAUGAAGAGCAACGUUUGGAUAUUCAUGCCAAGUUUCAGGAAGCCGAGCGUGAGGGGAAUGAAGAGUGUCUUGGGGAACUUCGAGAAGUUGCGAGGUCUGUCAGGAAGGAGAAGAAUCGCCUCAGAGAAUUGUAUCGUUCUGUUGCUUUUAGUGAGAGAGAGGAACUCCUUCAAGUACCCAAUAAACUUCGAGAUGUUCCCAGAUCUUUGCCGGAUGAAAGCUGGUUCAAUGCUGAUGUUAGUCUGGAGAAUCGUCCGGGUGCCAUUAGUUUUUUCGACGUUGCCGGGUCGACUCUGAAUAAUUCAAUAGUAAUGCUGAAAGCAGAUCUUUGGUUUCAUCGGGAAGAUAGGCGAUAUUUAGAGAGAAAUGCUAGUACAGAGUUUGAUAUUCUUCUUUUUUUAAGGGACUGCGGAACCUACCUUACAGGUGAACUAGUCACCAUGGCAACGGAUUUAAUGCCUAAUCUCUUGGAGAGGCUUCUUGACUUGGUUGAUGUGACCCGUAGAUCGCGGUGUCGGUUGUGCAGUCUAUCUGACUUUGUGCGUCUACCAGUUGUUGAGGCUUGUGCAUGGGUAUCAUCUCUAGACAAGGUGAUUCAAAUGGUUCAUACCAAAGAUGACCUCUAUACUCUCGAAGAUGGUGGCCGAGUGCUCAUAAAUCCAUACACUCGAAUUUGUCUUGUUGGCUCAGCAAGCCUGGCCUCAUUUGUCGGAUCUAUUUUCGGUAGCUCCCUGUCUAUUCCGGAAGAUGGAUUGAAUUUCCUGACUCUCGGUAACAUCUAUCAAUACGCUUUACAAAAUGGAGAUACAAUGUCACACUAUCCCUUCAAACAAACUCGCCAGAUCUCAUACUUUGGACUAUUUCCUGACAAAGAUGCUUCAGUGAGGACCUUCGAUAAACUUGCUGUAAUCAUCAGUAAAUUUUGGAGCGAUUUUCAACCCCAUUGGAAAAUAAAGUGGGAUAUUGAACUGAUCGAAACCUACUUAAAUUUCCACUUUACUAAAAUGCGUGGUUCCAAUUGGGCUGAAAAACGGUUUACUUUCUUAUUUGCUUGUAGGUUGAGAGUCGUUGAAGAUGCUGAUCUUCGUUACUGUGAAAUGGCUAGAUGGAGAGUUACUAUGGUUUCUGAAGACAGGUCGGAAUUUGAGGUGGCAUCACUUUCUCUCCUUGGCGACUGGGUAAGCAGAAGAGGGGGCAUUAGAUCAUCCUCAGACGGUGCCUUCCCCUCGAUGGUAUUCGGUGAAAUGGUCAACUUGGUGAACUUCAUCGCGGCUGUUCUAAAGGAAGGAGUAUUCCAACCUUCUGCUUCUAAGUAG